This is a messenger RNA of Babesia ovata, 2793 nucleotides long. Its product is annotated as 3 -5 exonuclease domain-containing protein. The transcript has a single exon. Gene Ontology annotation, molecular function: 3'-5'-RNA exonuclease activity; nucleic acid binding. Gene Ontology annotation, cellular component: nucleolus; nuclear exosome (RNase complex). The record is from RefSeq and is a predicted model, not a curated record. Gene Ontology annotation, biological process: TRAMP-dependent tRNA surveillance pathway; nuclear polyadenylation-dependent snRNA catabolic process; nuclear polyadenylation-dependent antisense transcript catabolic process. Bases 1 to 2793 code for a protein of 930 amino acids. NCBI's taxonomy places the organism in Eukaryota, Apicomplexa, Aconoidasida, Piroplasmida, Babesiidae.
AUGGACUUGUUUGUGGAUUACUUGGAUUCCCAGCUACAGUGUCCGGAGGACUAUGAGUCGCUAGUGUCGCGCGAGGAAUCGCAAGGUUCUGUGAAGUCUCACCUGAAUAAGUUGAUUUCUGCGGCCAGUGAUGCAGCAAAGGCGUCAAAUCUGUUGCCUACGGACGACGAUUAUUCCAUUCAUGUGAAUAACCCCGCAUUCUCAUCGCGUCUGUCUUGGCUGUCGACGAAGUGUGCUGAAGCCUUCUAUAGCGUUGAACCGCUGUUUCGCAAGAUCGAUAUAGACGAAUACGACGAUUUGUGGUCUUAUCAAGCCAUGGAUGCGUUAUCGGAGGAGAUUUACCGGGGACUGAGCGCCCAUCACAACGAUCCCAUCCAGCGUGUCUCGGCCUUCCGGCGGGACAAGGGCAAGAAAUCUAAGCGGAAGGUGCCGGCUGGAGGCAUCUCCACUACGCAAUCGCCAGAUCCGCCAGAGCGUCGCCUGCAGUGUGACACCGAGGCUCGCCUGGAGCAGCUACCGCUGGAGAUCAAUGUCAACCAGUACAAGCGCGUGCGUAAGCACCGGCAAUCCCAAUGGGCGCACUUGAUCGACAACUUCAGCCUGCGUCUGCUGUCCCACGCUGAGCGCCCGAAAUUCAACUCAAUUGAGCCCUGCGCCACCACCAAUGGGAAACGUUCGGGGCCGGAUGCCCCUGCUAAAUCUGACCUCGCCGUUGAGCAUCGCUUCGUGCCCAUGAUCUACCCGUCCCACCAAUAUUUCGAGAAUUACCAGGGCAACAAGCCCCGUGCGGCUAUUUUACCGCACCCGUAUACGACCGAGAUAUACGCCCUCGAGUGGAGCGACACAACGCAGGAACAUUCUCACCGCGGGCGCAAGACCCUUGGCGGCGGCAGCCUUCUGGACCCCAAUGUCAACAUUCGCGGGCCGUCGACACCCUGCGAGAAUUGCAGGAUGGUUCAGACUUUGCAGGAGCUGGAGAGCAUGAUAGCCACCCUCAAGGGCUGCAGCAUCAUCGCCGUGGACGUUGAACACCACAGCGGCCAGAGCUUCCGCGGUUUCGUGUGCCUGGUUCAGAUAACAGGUGCUGGAUUAGACUGGGUGAUUGACCCUUUUGGCAUCUUCGAUGAGAUGUGGCGUUUGAAUGAGGUGACCACGGAUCCUCGCAUCCUGAAGGUGAUGCACGGUGCGGAGAGUGACAUCUUGUGGCUUCAGCGUGACUUCGGCGUAUACGUUGUAAACUUGUUCGAUACCUUAAAGGCGUCCGACGUGCUCUGCCUUCCUGGUGGGCAUUCCCUCUCGUCAUUGGUGAAGCAAUUCCUGGGCAUCCACUUGGACAAGUCAUACCAGUUGGCAGACUGGCGGAUCCGCCCGAUCCCGAAUGACAUGUUGAACUACGCGAGCGCCGACACCCACUACCUCCUGGACCUGUACAGCGCCCUGAAGAACCGCGCGCUUGAACUUGACGCUGAGAAGGCAGCCGGCGCAAUCGGCUGUGCGGACAACCGCAUCCAACGCAUCAUGUUCAGAAGCCGCAAAGUUAGUCUAUCUCAGUACAAGGAGCCAGCUUUCAACGAGGUAGGACGUAGCCUGCAGGCAUUGAAAAAGUGUCGCCAAUCUCUCCAGCGGGUCGAUCACCUGUCGCUCAACAUCAUUAUGAACCUGAUGUCGUUGCGCAACUACGCCGCUAGAGUUUUGGACGAAAGCGAAUGGUACGUGUUGUCCGACUACGGUGCCGUUGCGAUGUCAAUGGCGGGUGAUGCAAAGAACAGCAGCGAGGUGUUCCUCAGAUCGGCGGCCAAGCGCAUGAACAUGCUUCAGCACGAGAUCCCCUACGUGGUGAAGCUGCGCAACACCCUGAAGGAUGCGUUAAAUUGGAUAGAAACUACAGGCACAGUAUUGUCGGAGCCGGUACCGUUGUCAACUGUUAUGGACAAGAUGCGUCAGCCAUCGCCAAGUCCCUCUCUUCCUGAGAAAGCCAGUGAUGUUGUGACGGAUGUGAAGACCAGUAAACCAAAGCGUAGUGACAAACCACGUCACCGCCGUGGGUCCCGUACUCUAAGGGGUAAGGAUGUGAAGAAUCGUGGACGUGGUCCCAAGGCACCCAGCUCCACGAGUGGUACUGUCGUGCCUAAAGAAGGCAGUGGAUCGGUCGAUGCUCCCGCCAGCAAUGUUGGUGCUCAAGCGUCGGGCAAUGCUCCGGUACCGUCUGCCAAUGACGUGAAUUCGAGCUGGGAGACAGUCGACAAUGACAGAGCGCCUUCCAACGAGGUUAACACCCAAGUGGUAUCCGAAAACGUGGCACAGCCAGGCUCAGACAAAAUGCCAGAAGUGCCAGUGAAAGAGGCUGCAAGUGUUAAAGUUGCCGAAUCGGGUGCAAAGUCAUCGAAGCAGCGACGACCGAGGCGCCGCGUACGGCGCACUAAGCCCGCACAACCUGCAGCGGCGGAUGCGCCUGAUGCCGCCACGCAGACUGCUCCCGUUACGGCAAAGGUGAACAAGGGCGAUGGUACGGGUAAAGGAGCUAAGAAAGCAAAACCCAAGCAAAGGAAGAAUAAGGGUGCACCAAAGCAGGCAGCAAAAGGUGAGUUAGACAAGGACGCCGUCAAGCCAGCCGAGACGGAUAACACCACGGCUGAACCCAAAUCCGAAGUACCGGCUAAGACCGCUGGCGCCGGGCAGAAUCGCCAUCGUCGUAGGCGUCGACGACGUCCGUCGGCUUCAGCGACCACGGCAGCUGCAGCGGGGCCAGUCCAGGAUUCUACCGCCACCGCCGCUACACCUCCUCCUUCGUAG